AUGAAAAACGGAGCCAGUCCUCUCCAUGUAGCUUGUCGAAACGGACAUGAUAGCACUGUGCAACUUUUACUGAGUAAUGGAGCAGACAUUAAUUUAUGCAUGAAAAACGGAGCCAGUCCUCUCCAUGUAGCUUGUCUAAACGGACAUGAUAGCACUGUGCAACUUUUACUGAGUAAUGGAGCAGACAUUAAUUUAUACAUUAAUUUAUGUGAGGAGGACGGCGCCAGUCCUCUGCAUAUAGCUUGUCAAAACGGACAUGAUAGCACUGUGCAACUUUUACUGAGUAAUGGAGCACACAUUAAUUUAUGCAUGAAAAACGGAGCCAGUCCUCUCCAUGUAGCUUGUCGAAACGGACAUGAUAGCACUGUGCAACUUUUACUGAGUAAUGGAGCAGACAUUAAUUUAUGUGAGGAGGAAGGCGUCAGUCUUCUCUAUAGAGCUUGUCAAAACGGACAUGAUAGCACUGUACAACUUUUACUGAAGAAUGGAGCGGACAUUAAAUUAUGCAAGAAAAACGGAGCCGGUCCUCUCUAUAUAGCUUGUCAAAACGGACAUGAUAGCACUGUGCAACUUUUACUGAGUAAUGGAGCAGACAUUAAUUUAUGCAUGAAAAACGGAGCCAGUCCUCUCCAUGUAGCUUGUCUAAACGGACAUGAUAGCACUGUACAAAUUUUACUGAAGAAUGGAGCGGACAUUAAUUUAUGUAAAGAGAACGGAGUCAGUCCUCUCUAUAUAGCUUGUGAAAACGGACAUGAUAGCACUGUACAACUUUUACUGAGUAAUGGAGCAGACAUUAAUUUAUGUAAAGAGAACGGAGCCGGUCCUCUCUAUAUAGCUUGUCAAAACGGACAUGAUAGCACUGUGCAACUUUUACUGAGUAAUGGAGCAGACAUUAAUUUAUGCAUGAAAAACGGAGUCAGUCCUCUCCAUGUAGCUUGUCUAAACGGACAUGAUAGCACUGUGCAACUUUUACUGAGUAAUGGAGCAGACAUUAAUUUAUGUGAGGAGGAAGGCGUCAGUCCUCUCUAUAGAGCUUGUCAAAACGGACAUGAUAGCACUGUACAACUUUUACUGAAGAAUGGAGCGGACAUUAAUUUAUGCAUGAAAAACGGAGCUAGUCCUCUCCAUGUAGCUUGUCUAAACGGACAUGAUAGCACUGUGCAACUUUUACUGAGUAAUGGAGCACACAUUAAUUUAUGCAUGAAAAACGGAGCCGGUCCACUCUAUAUAGCUUGUGAAAACGGACAUGAUAGCACUGUACAACUUUUACUGAGUAAUGGAGCAGACAUUAAUUUAUGUCAGGAGGACGGAGCCAGUCCUCUCUAUAUAGCUUGUGCAAACGGACAUGAUAGCACUGUGCAACUUUUACUGAGUAAUGGAGCACACAUUAAUUUAUGCAUGAAAAACGGAGCCGGUCCUCUCUAUAUAGCUUGUCAAAACGGACAUGAUAGCACUGUACAGCUUUUACUGAGUAAUGGAGCAGACAUUAAUUUAUGUCUAGAGAACAGAACCAGUCCUCUCUAUAUAGCUUGUCAAAACGGACAUGAUAGCACUGUACAACUUUUACUGAGUAAUGGAGCAGACAUUGAUUUAUGUAUGAAUGAUGGAGUCAGUAUUUUAUUUAUUGCUUUUGUUUGGAUACGUUACAAUAUUAUAAAUAAUUUACUCAAUAAUGGCGCAAACACUAGUCUGGCUUGCGGAUGGAAAGUCAAUCCCGCCUUGGUUGAUUGCUUUGAUAAACAAGACUGCACAGUGGUAUUUUUGAUGCAGAAAGACAACAUUUCAAAUAAUUUGUACAACCCGGAUUCAUAUUUUUCUCUUUUUGUAUCAUGUCAGGUGGAAAGAGUGACAAGAAUGAUAUUUUUAAAAAAAAAAGUGUAAAUGGUAUCAUACUAAUAUUAUAUUCAAAUUGUUUAAUA
Messenger RNA from Magallana angulata, 1919 nucleotides. Its product is annotated as ankyrin-1-like. The transcript has 3 exons. Lineage: Eukaryota; Metazoa; Mollusca; Bivalvia; Ostreida; Ostreidae. The record is from RefSeq and is a predicted model, not a curated record. Bases 1 to 1881 code for a protein of 626 amino acids. Gene Ontology annotation, molecular function: protein binding.